Molecule: messenger RNA, 1440 nt
Organism: Saccostrea cuccullata (small rock oyster)
Lineage: Eukaryota; Metazoa; Mollusca; Bivalvia; Ostreida; Ostreidae
Exons: 11
Coding region: 247-1377 (376 amino acids)
Biological process (GO): carbohydrate metabolic process
Molecular function (GO): hydrolase activity, hydrolyzing O-glycosyl compounds
Source: RefSeq, a predicted model, not a curated record
GUUCACAGAAUAAAGACUGCUGUGCUUCCCCAUCAAGAACUGAGGUUUGGAUGGACAGAGAUAAGCGGAGAUUUCUUUGUACCAGCAGGUUCAACCAGUGUGAAGUUAUUCCUACAAGUAACUGAGCCUUCUGUGAACUACUUACUGGACGACUGUAGUUUACAACAGCUUCCUCAUAAUCAACACUGGCAUACUGAUGCUGUCAGUAGAAUAAGUAACAUCAGGAAGGCGUCAGUGUCGCUCAGGAUGGCGCAUGGAACACAAGCUAAUGAUUUAUCAAUACAGCUUGUUCAGCAGAGACACGCCUUUCCGUUUGGUGCAGCAGUAAAAGCAUCUUUUCUUGUUGAUGACGCCCACCAGGUCUAUCAGGACUUUGUCUUUAACAACUUUAACUGGGCUGUCCUGGCAAAUGCUCUGAAGUGGAACCACGUGGAGAGGUCAGAGGGGAAUUCCCAGUAUGAUACAGCUGUAGCAGCAAUAUCGGCACUACAAUCACAUGGAUUGCAUGUAAGGGGGCAUAACUUAUUUUGGGCGGUAGACAGACAUUCACCAAAGUGGUUAUUAGGAAAGUCCCACACAUGUUACAUCAAUGAAAUGAAGAGACACAUCAAUGACAUUGCGUCACAUACUAAUGGAACUUUAGAUCACUGGGAUGUUUAUAACGAAGCAUUACAUGGACGCUACUUUGAGAAACACACUGGUGACCCUGAUAUCAUCCAAAAAAUGUUCCACUGGCUUCACGUCGCUCAGCCCCAAUCAAAACUGUUCCUUAAUGACUACAAGAUUGUAACUUCAAAUCUUUUCACUACGGCUCUAAAGAACCAGGCACUACAGCUACUAAAAGACAGAGUUCCGUUGUAUGGAAUAGGUAUUCAGAGUCACUUCAAGACUUCUCAGAUCCACAAGGAUAUAAUUAAGUACAGAUUGGAUAAAGUAGCAGAAGCUGGACUGAAGAUUUGGAUCACAGAGAUGACGAUUUUUGAAUCAAACAGCACCAAGAAGGCAGCGGCUUUGGAGGAGCUUCUAACUCUGUAUUUCAGUCACCCUGCGGUAGAAGGCGUUCUGUUGUGGGGAUUCUGGGAUGGUGCCAUACGUGAUCAGGAGAGAUCACUAUUUACUGGACCAUCUAUAACGGCAAAUGCUGCUGGACAAAAAUAUUUAGAUUUGGUAAAGAAGACAUGGUGGACAGAUUAUACCCAUACAAUUACUUCCGGUCACGUGUUACAUACCAGUGUGUUUAAAGGAGACUACCAACUGCUGGUUAAGCAUAAUGGAACUACAAUUCACCGCGAAAACCUGGUGAUUGAUUCUGCAAGGAAGGAUAUUACAAUCCACGUUACAGACGACCAUCAAGUAACACAGAUUGCAUUUGGAUAAAGAAUUGAUCAAAGAGAAACCAUUACAAUAUCCUGAAUUUUUAUUAAAUUUAACAUGCGGAUU